GGUGAGCGAGAAUAAUCAUCAUCAUCCUAUGGAAAAUGGCGACGCUGAAGUCGUCAGCAGCCCUUCCAAAUGGAAUGACAAACCUUGUUUUUCUGAAGCUCUCGUCGAUCCCGUCGAAGAAUCGGGAGCGGAACGAGAAUGCUGGGAAUUCCACAACGUCGUUCUUACAAGGUUACAAGGCUAUGGAUUCGGAAUUGCUGUGAGUGGAGGUAAAGAUAAUCCUAAUUUUGCGAAUGGCGAUCCUUCUAUUGCUAUAUCAGAUGUUCUGAAAGCUGGACCAGCUGAAGGAAAACUUCGGAUCAACGAUCGAGUUAUAAGUGCUAAUGGCGUCUCUCUUGAAAAUGUUGAUUAUGCCACCGCAGUGCAAAUUCUCAGAGAAUGUGGACCCACUGUUAAUCUGGUCAUAAAAAGGAGAGUUGUUUUACCAGCUAAUAACAAUGGACCUCAGACCCUUAAAGUUACUUUAACAAAGAACAAAAAGAAAGAAGAUUUUGGAAUUGUGUUGGGUUGUUGGAUAUACAUUAAAGAAAUAACUAAUAAGUCAUUAUUAACUAAAGAAGAAUCUGUACACGAAGGAGACAUUAUAACUAAGAUAAACAGUAACAGUGUUGAUGGUCUCACUUUUAAAGAAGCUAAGAAAUUGAUAGACAAUUCUAAAGAGAAGCUUCAUCUUGUAGUGCGAAGAGAUGGGAGCAAAACAACAGAGAGCCAAGAGCACUGGUCCAACUCCAACAGAUAUAUCGCAGACAAUAAUAUUUCUCCUAACAAAGAUAUGCCCAUAUCUCCAAGUGUUAUUGAUAUUUCAUCUUCCAGAUCUCUUUGGAGUAAUCAAAAUGUGUAUGUUCAGUCCCCAACUAGAGAUUUCAAAUCUUCAACAACAAAACUGACUGAUAAAAAUAACUUAGCAAGACCACAAGGAAACUGGAAUCACAAUUUGACAGAAAAUAUCCACAGCCCUCCAGACAAUCUGAACCAAAUGCCGAUGAAUGCUCAUAGUCCAAAUAGAAUGGAGGAUCUAUAUGUACCUCCACGACCACCUUUACCUCAAGAUAACAGAAAUGAUAACUAUGAUUAUUUUAGAAGAUCUUCAACACCGCCAGAUCCACGAUUCAUAUCAUUUCAAAAAGAUGGAACCGUUGGAAUACGUCUCACUGGAGGCAACGAUGUUGGUAUUUUUGUGACCGGUGUUCAGCAUGGAACUCCAGCUUUUUUGCAAGGGUUGCAGUCUGGGGACAAAAUUUUAAAAGUGAAUGAUAUAGAUAUGCGAGGCUUCACAAAGGAAGAAGCUGUUGCCUUAUUGGUUGGCAUACAGGAUCAAGUGAAUCUCAUUGUCCAAUAUCGAAAAGAGGAAUAUGAAGAUGUUAUAAAUAAUCAAAAAGGAGAUUCAUUUUACAUUAGGACUCAUUUUAGUCAUGAGAGUACAGGCAAAGGCGAGCUUAGUUUCCGUAAAGGUGAAGUUUUCCAUAUUGUGGAUACAUUACAUAAUGGAAAACCUGGAUCUUGGUUGGUGUACAGAUUAGGAAGAAAUGGGCAAGAAAUACAACGUGGAGUGAUACCCAAUAAUUCUAGAGCCAAAGAAUUAGCACAAUCUCAAAAUGUAUCUUCUAAAAAAGAAAACGAAGAAAGUGGGCGAGGAAGUUUCUUUCGUCGAAGGGCAAGACGUUCUAAAUCAUUAUGUAAAGACCAUUGGGAAGAUAUUGUUCUUGCUGACUCAGUUACAAGAUUUCCUCCCUAUGAAAGAGUUGUAUUGAAACAACCUGGCUUUAUCAGACCUGUAGUUCUUUUUGGUCCAAUAACUGAUGUUGUGAAGGAGCGGCUUCUAAAAGACUACCCUGGAUGCUAUGCAUCCCCUCAAUCUGACAAUCAGUUAGAAGAUGAGCAAAGUAACCUUAAAUCUCCUGGGAUCAUUCGCUUGAGUGCCAUUAGAGAUGUCAUUGAUAAGGGAAAACAUGCCAUUUUAGACAUCACGCCAAGUGCAGUGGAUCGUCUUAACUAUGCACAGUUCUAUCCCGUUGUAGUUUUCAUGCAUGCUGAGAAUAAGCACAUAAUUAAAGAACUCAGGAACAAAUGGGCAAAAUCUAGUUACAAGAGUUCAAGAAAGCUUUAUGAGCACGCCUGCAAAUUAGAAAAAUUAUGGUCACACAUAUUUACAGCUUCCAUUUCCCUUUCUACUGGAGAUUCUUGGUAUAAGAAAUUGCAAGAAACAAUUGAUAGACAACAAAAACAACCAUUAUGGGUGUCUGAAGCUAAACCUGAUGAAGCAAUUACUGAUGAUUUCUUAUUUCCGAUGACUUCCCGUUUGAGCUAUGCCUCGUCACCUGAAAGUGAUUUAGAUAUCUCGAUGGAAGCACGCACAUCCAGCUUCAGGGAGCCGAAUGAACAAAAAGAUCGGAGGUUGGUGAAAUCAUCCAGCGACCCAAGCAUAACUGCAGCAGAGGAAUUAGCUGAUGCUAAAUCAUACAAUCGAUAUCCUUCAUAUACACUGGGAAGAAGUAGUCAUCACCAUCAACUUCUCUACCCGUUCUACAUCUUUAGAAGGGAAACUGCUAUACCACUUCAGUCUGUCUUCAAAAAUGCCAAUGAUAUGCUUACAGUUCCAGCAAAAGUACUACCAGUUGAGCAAGAAGAAUACAUGCAGCACCUUUCUAAAAGUAAUAGCAACAAUGGAACUUAUGGGGUCCAACAACAAAGAACAAGAAUUGACCCUUAUGCCACUUUGACACCCAGUGAGAGAGUUGCCAACCAAAUUAGCAAUGAAUUAAAAAAUAUGUAUGAAACUGGCCCCCGCAGCUUAAAUCCUCGACCUCCUCAAAUCGAUAGAACUAGCAAGCCUAGCGUUAACUAUGAUCCCAAUAGCUACCCUUCAAAUCUUCCUGAUGUCAACAUGAAUGUUCCACACGAUUAUAUCAACACAAUGGAAAAUUUUGACAUUUUACCUCCUGUUCAAGAUAGAACUAUCUUUAGCAAUGGGCCAUCAUACCCUGAUGAAUCUCCUGCAGUACCGAACAGCCCUCCAUACACUUCGUCUCAGUUUUCAGUUCGAGACUUUGAGUCUAUCUCUCCAAGAAUUCAACCCAAUCCUUCCAUCCCAUAUCAGUCCAUGACUUUAGAUCGUGUGAAAUUUUCACAAAUGAAAAAUAGACAUGACAUUAAACCACCCCCUCCACCACCCCCAGUAAAGUCUACAAAAACUAGACUUUCUGAUGGACGACCUGUGCCACCACCUAAACCAUCUCUUCUGCAGAGUAAACAUUGGACAGCAGAUUCCAGCAGACCCCCAGAAAUUCCUCUCAAACCCAACCUCCCUCAAGAAAAUGGACACACUCCUCUCUCACCAUAUCAUUCUAGAUCUUAUCCCACAUCUCCUUCUAAACCUCCUCCUCCUCCCAAGAGGAAAGAUCCAUCUUUUUAUAAACAAUUCCAAGAUAAUCUUGCAGACAUUCCACCCGAUGCUGCCAUGGCACACUCUUAUAGUCAAGAAAACAUGUGCACUUAUCCUAAUCGUCCUUACAGCAAUGUUAUGUUCAAUCAGAAGAAUGGACCCCAAAUUUCUCCCUCACCUCCACUCAAUCUAGACCUCUCCGCUCGAGAGAACAGGGGGAGCGCUUUUGAGCUGUAUAAAAAGUCAGAUGGUUUGCAUCAAGAUCAAAAUGGUCUAAGGAAAAAAUAUGAGGAUACAGAGGAUGGACAUAGCGUUAUAGCAUCUGCACAGGGAGUGUUUGGAUAUGAAGGAGGCACCCUGACAUCUAGGGAAACAGGUGUCACAAUCCUCAUACCACCUGGCGCCAUAUCAGAGGGAGAAAGGCAUGAAAUAUAUUUUAAAGUGUGCCAGGAUCCUAAUAUGUUGCCACCACUUGACAAGGACAAAGGAGAGACUUUACUGAGCCCCUUAGUGAUGUGCGGUCCACACGGUCUUAAAUUCAAUAUUCCAAUUGAAUUAAGGCUGCCCCAUUGUGCCUCAAUAAGUCCAGAUAGUUGGUCUUUUGCUCUAAAAUCAAGUGAUACUGCAAAUGGUGAGCCUGCAGAGUGGCAAAAUUUGGAAAGCAGAGAUGGCAUGACUUCUAGCCGUGUAGAAAAUGAUUAUGUGUCCGUUCUAGUAGAUCAUUUUUAACAAAUUAUUGUACAUUUAUAAAAAUAAUAAAUAUGUAAAGUAAAGCAAGAACUUUGCCAAAGAUUUUUUAUGAGAAUAGCUACAUGAAUUAAAGAGAAAUAUGACAAAACUAAUUGUUAUAUAAAUGAUAAAUUGUUAUUUAUAUAUACUACUAUUAAAUUAAUAUUAUCAAACUUAAAAACUCUAUGUUAUUUAAAUGCUUUUAUUAAUUUUCAGUUUUUUUAAUUUUUAUUUCUGUUUCUGUCCUAGUUUUAAAUGUUGUUUGAAAUAUAAGCUUCUUUUUUUUACAUUUUGUGUUUAAGUAUUUUUAUUGUAUAUAAAAAUAUAUGUUCUAAUAAAGUUAAUUCUUUAAAACAUA
This is a messenger RNA of Parasteatoda tepidariorum (common house spider), 4469 nucleotides long. Lineage: Eukaryota; Metazoa; Arthropoda; Arachnida; Araneae; Theridiidae. The record is from RefSeq and is a predicted model, not a curated record.